Molecule: messenger RNA, 3052 nt
Organism: Striga asiatica
Lineage: Eukaryota; Viridiplantae; Streptophyta; Magnoliopsida; Lamiales; Orobanchaceae
Source: the annotation of a GenBank genome assembly
AUUACCUGAUAUGUGUUAGUAAGAAUCCCAGGAAUAAUUUCUAUCAAAAUCUACACCAACGGCCGCGCGCUUUUUCAUUUUCCUUUUUAUUUACAUCAAUUUUAACUAAACCGUAAUUAAAUAGGAAUUUAGCUUCAAGCAGCUUUCGUUAGAGAAAAAAAAAAGGGUUAGCUUUACCAUCGAAACUGUUUUUGUAAGAUUAGAACACCGCACACUCGUGCAGAUUGAGACAGAAAACUGUUUUGUAGAGGAAGUUUGAGAAAUGGAGUCCACUGACAAAAGUGGUGAGAGAAAGUUUCAGAAAAGCUAUUUUGACGUGGUGGGACUUUGCUGUUCAUCUGAAGUUCCGUUAGUGGAGAGGAUACUCAAUUCGCUUGACGGCGUUAAGGACUUUUCCGUUAUAGUCCCGACCAAGACAGUGAUUGUCGUUCACGAUUCUCUCAUCACAUCCCAGAUUCAAAUAGUUAAGGCACUGAACCAAGCUAGGCUAGAGGCGAACAUCAGAGCAUACGGCAAAACAAGCUACAAGAACAAAUGGCCGAGCCCUUAUGCUGUCAUAAGUGGUUUACUACUAAUGCUCUCAUUUUUGAAGUACUUUUACAGCCCUCUUAGAUGGCUAGCCAUAGGUGCAAUAGCUGUUGGGAUUGUGCCCAUCACUCUCAAGGCUCUUGCUUCACUUCGCAAUCUCACCAUCGACAUCAAUAUUCUUGUUUUGAUCGCAGUUUCAGGGUCAAUUGCCCUUCAUGAUUACUGGGAAGCUGCAACUAUUGUUUUCCUAUUUACUGUAGCAGAGUGGCUAGAGUCAAGAGCAAGUCAUAAGGCAACUGCGGUGAUGUCAUCAUUAGCCACUGUGGUUCCCCAAAGAGCAGUCCUAGCCGAUACAGGCGAAGAAGUCAAUGCUGAUGAAGUCAAACUAAACACCGUUUUAGCCGUGAAGGCUGGUGAAGUCAUACCUAUAGAUGGGGUAGUUGUAGAUGGUAAUUGUGAAGUUGACGAGAAGUUUUUAACAGGAGAGUCGUUUCCUGUUUCAAAGCAAAAAGAGUCCACUGUCUGGGCCAGCACUAUCAAUCUCAAUGGGUAUAUUACGGUUAAAACCACAUCGAUGGCUGAAGAUUGUGUGGUGGCGAGAAUGGCGAAGCUUGUGGAAGAUGCUCAAAACAAGAAAUCGAGAACUCAGAGAAUUAUAGAUAAGUGUGCCAAAUACUACACGCCAGCCAUAGUGGUGAUAUCAACUUCUCUGGCCCUUGUCCCGGUUGCAUUCCCAGUCCACAAUAAGAAACAGUGGUUUCAUCUCUCCCUAGUCAUUUUGGUUAGUGGCUGCCCAUGUCCUCUUCUCUUAUCCACGCCGGUCGCCAUGUUUUGUGCCCUCUCCAAAGCAGCAAGAUUCGGAGUCCUAGUUAAAGGAGCCGAGCAUCUCGAGACCCUCGCUCGAGUAAAGAUCAUGGCCUUCGACAAAACCGGCACCAUAACCAGGGGUGAAUUCCUCGUGGCUGAUUUUAGAUCUCUUCACGAUAAUCUUAGCUUCCAUACAUUGUUGUACUGGAUUGCAAGUAUCGAGAGCAAGUCGAGUCACCCAAUGGCAGUGGCCCUGGUUGAGUUUGCAAGGGCGCGUGGUGUCCACCCAGAGCCGGAGAAAGUGGAGAGCUUCGAGAUUUUUGCAGGGGAAGGGAUACACGGGAGAAUUGAGGAUCUCGAUAUAUAUGUCGGGAAUGGGAAAAUUGCUUCUCGAGCAGGUUGUGUUGAUCUUCCUAAGCUGGAAGGCUACGACACAGAGGGAAAGUCGGUUGGGUAUGUUUUCCUGGGCUCCUCUCGAGCCGGCAUAUUCUGUUUAUCAGACAUGUGCCGAACGGGAGCCGAGGAAGCACUUAAGGAGCUCAAGUCAAUGGGCGUCAAGCCUGUUAUGUUGACUGGGGAUUCUUAUGAAGCUGCCAACCAUGCAAAAAAUCAGUUAGGAGGAGCCCUAGAGACGGUCCAUGCUGAGCUCCUGCCCCAGGACAAAGAAAAUAUUAUCAAAGAGCUCCAAGAGACUGUGGGGCCCACAGCCAUGGUUGGGGACGGGUCAAACGAUGCCCCUGCGCUGGCCACAUCAGACGUGGGCAUCUCGAUGGGUGUGUCUGGGUCGGCACUGGCUACAGAAACUGGGGACAUCGUGCUCAUGUCCAACGACAUUGGCCGCAUCCCCAAGGCCGCACGCCUCGCUAGGCGCGUCCGGCGCAAGAUCAUAGAGAACGUGGCCCUGUCGGUGUCCACUAAGGCCGCAAUCGUGGGGCUGGCGGCCGCCGGCCACCCACUCGUCUGGGCUGCGGUGCUAGCAGACGUGGGCACAUGCCUGCUCGUCAUAUUCAACAGCAUGCUGCUAUUGAGGGGAGUUGCCACGCCCCACACCCAUGCCCACUCUCCAAAGGAAUCCCCAGGCCACGCUUGCUGUGGAGAAAAGGGCCAACCUUGUGUGACACCACAGAAGUUGGAUGGGCAGGUAAUGCACGAAAAUCAUCAUGAAAAGCACAAUCACUGCGGAGGAAAAUCGAGUACCCAGAGACAGAGUUGCUGCACAAAGAGUAGCUUAACAAAUCAUCAUCAUCAUGAGCAUCAACAUUCAGAGUCUCACAACCAUCAACAUUCACAGUGCCACAAUCAUCAACAACAUCAACAUUCGAAAAAUCACGCUACUGUUGAGGUUCAUUUGACUUCGGAAACAAAACACUGCCACGGAGGAGGAUGCUGCAACAAAAAUAUGGGACAACUAGAGAGUGAUCCCAGAGUCGGACUGUCACAAAUUAUCAUUGAAUAAAAGUUAGUUAAUGUCGCGUAUAAAUCAACAAACUUCACUACACAUAAGCUGUAUGUAGAACAAUUUAUUUUGUUCUAUAAAUUUGCUAUUUGUCAAGUGUGAAAAUGGGGUGUCCAUCAGGUAAAAACAAGUUGUGGCUUUGUUUUCUUUUCAGGAGAUGAAAUCAUUCUGGGUAAUUUUAAUCAGUGGAAAGUCAUGUUGUGCAAUUUUUGUUUUGCUGUUAUACUUGGAAUGAAUACUAUUGCACCAGUAAAGCUCCUU